This is a messenger RNA of Leptopilina heterotoma, 3037 nucleotides long. RefSeq names its product transferrin. The transcript is spliced from 15 exons. Gene Ontology annotation, cellular component: plasma membrane; early endosome; recycling endosome. NCBI's taxonomy places the organism in Eukaryota, Metazoa, Arthropoda, Insecta, Hymenoptera, Figitidae. Bases 333 to 2270 code for a protein of 645 amino acids. Gene Ontology annotation, biological process: iron ion transport. The record is from RefSeq and is a predicted model, not a curated record.
AAUUACAAACACUGCGCUCAUCGUGGUCCAGAAUAUUUAUUUCCAUCUAGGAUUUAAUUAAAUUACAGUUUCUUACUUAAUAAAUUUAAAAAACAAUGCAUUUUUUACUUGUAAAAUUGAAAUACAGCAUAUUUGUGUUUUUAAUUGCAGGAAUAAUAUUAUUUAUAUCUUUGCAAGCACAAGCUUUUGCCGAGAUGCGCAAAUUGAAAUUCUGUUUAGUGAAUGAGGAAAGUAAUAAAAAGCUCAUUUCCACAACGUGUCCGAAUCUAGUCAAAUUAGAAAGCAAUCUGGAAUGUAUAAUCUCCACUGAUAGGUAAAAAUUUCUAAGGGGUAUGUCUAAUUUGAUUUUUAUCCAAAGAAUAUCAUGCCUGAAGCUUCUAAUAAAUAAUCAAGCAGAUUUUAUGACUGUGGAACCAGAAGAUCUUAGAAUUAUUGGAAUGACUGAUGAUUAUAAUGAUAAAAUUCUUGUAACACACGAAUUACGUGUUUGGAUAAAUGAAAGUUCCAAUUAUCAAAUGGUCACUGUAAUUCGUAAAACUGUGCAUGAUGUAUGGCACAUUGCGAAAAAACGUUUUUGCACUUCUGGACUUGAAUCAAGUCUUUUUGCGCUUGAUUAUCUAAAAUAUUUUGAAAAUCAGCUUGUCAUUCCUCGUUGCAAUUCCUCGAAAAGUUUAUUAGAAAACAGAUUGACAGCUCUAUCUGAAUUUUUCGAGUCGGCCUGCAUCAGUGGUCGAUGGACAAGUGAUCAGCAAUAUGACAAUCAAUUAAAGAGGAAAUAUAGUAAUUUGUCCUCUCAAUGUGGAAGUUUUUUUCAAUAUUAUGGAGAUGAAGGUGUUUUAAUGUGUCUAACUGAUGGCGGUGGAGAAAUUGCCUGGUCAAGAUUAGAUUACGUUCAUCGACACUUUAAAGAAUUUCGCGACGAUGCAAAUGAAUAUUAUUUUCUGUGCCUGGAUGGUUCGUUAAAAAAUUUAACAGAUCCUAAUCCUUGCGUUUGGUUCGAAGUUCCUUGGAGAACAUUAAUCGCCAGGGACGACAUUGCUGAAGAAGUAAAAAAUUUAAUCGAAUAUCAAUUAAAUGGAGUCGAUGAUUCUCUGUCCGUUCUUCAAGAAGAUAUUCGAAGGGAGCCAAUAAUGGCUAAUUCUUCAAAAACACCAAAAGAAUAUUUGAAAAAAUUAUUUCCCGAGUUUUAUGCCAUUAAAGAUUAUGUGCAAUGUAGAAAUAAUAGACUCGUAAAAUGGUGUGUGGUUACAAAUUUAGAGAUAGAAAAAUGUGAAUGGAUUUCAAAAAUUGGAAAAAAUUAUGGCAUUGAACCUUUCAUUAAAUGUGUUCAUAAAAUUAAUCGUGAAAAUUGUAUCAAGUCAGUUAUUGAUAAACAAUUUGAUAUUUUUUCUGUAAAACCACACGAGGAACAAGAAGCAAGAGAAAAGGGUCUAAAACCAAUCGUUCAUAUGAUUUCCAGUGAAGAAAAAUAUGAAAACAAAAUUGUCUCACUUGUAAAGACAUUCUCGAAUUUUCACUCACUGCGAGAUUUGAAAAAUCAUAAAGCAUGUUUUAUAAAUUUCAGAGACGUUGGAUGGAACACUUUUAUUUUUAUGAUGAAAAAUUUGACUGGCGACAAUAAUUGGUACUGUAGGGACAAGGAAAUGGUUUCAGAAUAUUUUCAUGAAGUCAGCAUUUCUGAUUUAAAUAUAAAAAAUAAUAAUAGUAGUUUUCCAAAAAAUUUUGUUUCUUACAUUUCAUACAAAAAUACAGACAAAGCAGCAUUGAAUUGUUUAAAUUUUGAGAAUGGUGAUGUGGCUUUUGUUAAUCUAAGUUCAGUUCUGUAUUAUUUUCCAGGCUCUUUAGAAAAUAUCUACAGACCACUUUGCGAUAAUGAAAUAAAUUCUGACUCUGGAAAAGUAGAAAAAUGCUAUUUGAGUUGGAGAUCUGAAGGAUCAAUGAUGGUUCAUGGAGAAAUUUCAAAGACCAAGGAAAGUAAAAUUUAUCGAAUGCUUGUGGAUCUUGAUAAGUUAUUAAAAGGAAACGUGGGAAAUUUAUCUCCUCUAUUGUCUUUAUAUGGUCCAUUUUACGGACAGAAGAACGUAAUUUUUUCUGAACGUACUCAGUACUUGGUAAAGGAAGUUGGAUCAUUUCAGAGAAUUUUUAGUUACCAAGAGAUAUUGGAGGAUUUAGUGACACAAAAACAGCAGUGCAACAGGGCAAAUACUCUGAAACAGAAAAGUUAUUUGAUAAUUUUUGCAUGUAUUAUUUAUUCUUUUCAUCAACUUUGAUCGGAAAAUAAUUUCUCUACUGAGCCAGGAAUCUAAGCUUUCUUAAAAAUUAAAACUUGCAGAGUAAUUUUAAAAUCAUUUCUCAAUAAUUAUAAAAUAUCCUAUUCCUAUAUACUCUUCGUUAAGAAAUUGAAAAAAAGUGAAUUGCGUUAAUAAAGUAAAAAAAAAGUUUCAUUUCAAAACUACAGUGGAACCUCGAUUAUCCGUACUGUAAAUCAUUUUAUCAAAACUUUUUCGUUAUCUUAAACACAAAAUUAUAAUUUUUUACAUUUAGUUAUUGACUAUUACUAUCAACGAAAAUAUUUGCAAAACCUUGUCCAUCAGUUCAGAUAAUUGAGGCUUCACUGUAAUUGCAAUAAAGCAUAAAUUUUUUGCAUAAAUUAAAAAAUGCGUGAAAUUAUUUUUUUCACGAAUUUUAAAAGAGAAAGAAUAACCAGUUCUCAUGGCUGGGAACCCGAAUUCACACUCAUACAAGCGAAAUUCCCUUCCACCGCAACACUUGCCUUUCAAUUUUCAGUAUGAUCCUCGCAUGCAUUUGAUACGCUUCUCUCGGUUAUAAUAUUAUUCAGGAUAUAUACAGGAUCAUUUUGGCAACGAAAAGAAUUCAUAAUAAAUGCGUGAGAAAAUUUGAAUCAUUUUUUUAAUUAAGAAAAUAUAAUGAUUCUUAAAUAUUCUCUAUUUUUAACAUUAGAAUUAAUAUUAUUUGUUCAUUUUUACACACCUGUUUUUACAAAGAAGCAAAAUAAACGUAAGUCCUCGAAUAUAGA